AGAGAUAGAGCUUCGCGGAGACGGCGGAAGCGGAGAGCAACAGCGCGCCGGUAACAACCAGCCCCGUAUCCCCUCCCUCUGUACCUCAAGCUAGGAUUUUUAAUCCCCACUUCUCCCUUCACAGCCCGGGACAAGACUUCCAUUCCGUCGUUUGUUGCUGGUAUUUUUUUUCCUCAUGUGACGCGAGGGGCCGCCCCCUGCCUGGGGCGGAGGUUACUGGGAAGCUCCCGCCUUCUGACCCCUGCGGGCCCGCGGUUGAGAGGGACCCUCCCGGGGCUCUUUUGCACUCACUGGGGCUCGUGCUCGCUUUGGGCGCUCGCCCCAAAUGAUCCUGGCGGAAAGGACGUGCUUUUUCUGGGUUUCAACAGAGACGGAGUUUUGCCAUGUUGUCCAGGCUGGUGUCGAAAUCCUGAGCUCAAGUGGUCUGCCUGCCUCGGCUUCCCAAAGUGCUGGGAUUACAGGUGAGGCUGCUGUCAGAAAGGAACUUUUACACAGUUUGCCUUCAGAGACAGUCUAUCGGCAUGUUGUAGAGUUUUAUUACUAAGAAAAUAAAUGUUACUUACAUGGGAUAAAAGCAGCAUAUGAAAGAUACUAUCUGCCCUCAAGAAACUUGUAGAGUGUGAGAUGGCAUUCAUAAAUGAAACAGUUGAAUAAGAAUAUAAAGGAGUAUAUAAUGAGAGUGAUAUAACAACAAUGAGAUGUCUCAGUUUAAACACAACUCAUUUAGGAGGGCGUUAGACAUUAUCAAGGAGGGCAUUUCAGAAGUUGGAAGGAGCAGACAAUGAGGCCAUCCUGCCCAGAAUGGAGACUUUGUGUCUGAGAAUGAUAGAAGUAUUAUUGAAAUUGUAGAUUGACACCAAAUCAUGGAAAAUCUUAAAUGCAAGAUGGUUUUACUCAGCAUUUGGUGUGGUGGAUCUUACAUAAACCUUUAGAACUUACAUUAGAGUGUUCAAGUCUUCUGAGACUCCAGAGUCACCUAAGAUUGUGGUGGUGCCAUGCAGCAAGAAUCAGAGAGAUGCAGAGUUAGAGCCAGAAGGCCUGACAUGGCACUUUAUGUACCUAAAGCUCGUAGGGGUGCAGUACUCCUUAAGACAGGUGAUGAAGAAGAAAGCUGUGGUUCACCUAACUCUGUGGUGAAAGAAAAGCAAAAAGAAAGUUCUCUCUCCCAAAAAGAAGUCUUUAAAGACAAACCGGAGGCUCGAAGACUAAAUAUCAAUCCUGAUAGAAAGGAGCAUAAUUGUAGAGAAGAAAAGAAAUCUUCAACAAAAUUAAGAAUGGACACAUGCCUUCAAAAAACAAAUAGAGUUUGUUCUAAGAGAGGAACCACUGAAUCCAAAGAAGUAUUAUCCCAAGGACAACAGCAGGGAGCCCCAAAUGCUGGGGUUAUAACUAAUGCACCUUUGCAGAGACAUUUUAAACCAAAGAAGGUGGAGUGUUUGGAAGUUGAAACUACGGAUGUGACAGGACAUGAGAGGAUACUUCUUUCACAGGCCUGUUUAGAAAUCAGCGAGGCUCAAGUUCCAAGCAAACCAUUCCAAAAUGUGGAAUUCUGUGACUUCAGUAGGCAUGAACCUGAUGGGGAAGCAUUUGAAGACAAAGAUUUGGAAGGCAGAAUUGAAACUGAUACCAAGGUUUUGGAGAUACUAUAUGAGUUUCCUAGAGUUUUUAGUUCUGUCAUGAAACCUGAGAAUAUGAUUGUACCAAUAAAACUAAGCUCUGAUUCUGAAAUUGUACAACAAAGCAUGCAAACAUCAGAUGGAAUAUUGAAUCCCAGCAGCGGAGGCAUCACCACUACUUCUGUUCCUGGAAGUCCAGAUGGUGUCUUUGAUCAAACUUGCGUAGAUUUUGAAGUUGAGAGUGUAGGUGGUAUAGCCAAUAGUACAGGUUUCAUCUUAGAUCAAAAAGAUACAGAUUCCAUUCCUGCAACUAUGGGUCACAUCUCUCUGUCAGAGAGCACAAAUGACACUGUUAGUCCAGUAAUGAUUAGAGAAUGUGAGAAGAAUGACAGCACUGCUGAUGAGUUACAUGUAAAGCACGAACCUCCUGAUACAGCUGUCCUUGCUCAUGAAACACAUAGAGAUAGUGGAUUUAAGAAUGUAGGUGACAUUACCAAUAAAGCAUGUAUGAUGGACACUACAGGUAUGUCCUGUAGUGAUCAUGUAACUGUUGAUAGCCCUUAUGUAGUUGCAGUUAGAAUAGCUGAUGAGACCUCUAUUAAUACACGAAGUUUCUCAAAGUUUGUAGGAAUGAGUGCAGAUGCAACCCCUCUUCAUGUAGCUAGAAGUGGGAAUGACACUGAAGAUUUCAGCAACCCUUCUGCUUGCUCAGAUAUUUAUGGUGAGAGUAUUUCAUCUCAUUUUACAGAGUCAACAGGAAAGUUGAUAGAGAGCUUGUCAGAUUGUGCUUCCUCCUUACCUAUAAAAAAGAUUGCUGGUAGUAAUUAUAACACUUUUUUGGACUCUGAACUCAGUAUGUUAAAUGGGACAAAAGUUCUUUCAGACAGUGCCGUGGGCAUUGACCUGGGUAGUACUGGUGAUACAACAGAAGCAUUGCACGAACUAAGAACUGCCGAAGAGUUCAAAACAGAAGAGCAAGAUGACUCAGGGAGUAUAGAAUUUGGUGUAUCUUUUCCUGAUAGGGAAUCAUCAUCUAUGGAAACAUCCAUCGAACCAAAAGCAACUGAAACUUCUCACACAGAGGGAAUUACUGCCAUUGAGGAGAGCUGGGAGUCUAUGUUUAACGAUGAUGGUGACUGCCUGGAUCCACGUCUUCUACAAGAGUUAUCAGGGAAUACCAAGAGCAGAGAGAGCAUCCAGGAACCUAGAUCUGAUUACUACAAUCAUGAAGUUCCUGAUAUUGACCUCAGUGAUUGUGAAUUCCCACAUGUCAUUGAAAUUUAUGACUUUCCCCAAGAAUUUCAUACUGAAGACCUUCUACGGGUUUUCUGCAGUUAUCAAAAGAAAGGAUUUGAUAUUAAAUGGGUGGAUGAUACACAUGCCCUAGGAGUAUUCUCCAGUCCAAUUACAGCUCGUGAUGCGUUGGGUAUUAAACACACCAUGGUGAAGAUUCGUCCCUUGUCACAGGCCACAAGAGCAGCCAAGGCCAAAGCUAGAGCUUAUGCUGAGUUCCUCCAGCCAGCAAAGGAGCGUCCUGAGACUUCAGCAGCCCUAGCCAGAAGGUUAGUCAUCAGUGCCCUUGGGGUUCGAAGUAAGCAGAGCAAAACCGAACGAGAAGCAGAGCUCAAGAAACUGCAAGAAGCCAGAGAGAGAAAGCGGUUGGAAGCCAAGCAACGGGAAGACAUCUGGGAAGGCAGAGACCAGUCUACAGUUUGAACAUCACUCAAUGAAAGGGAUAAUUCCAUGAAUCAGAAAAUGUUUCCAUAGCCUUCAGAUAAGAUGAUCCUUCCAGAGCUCUAUGUACAUGCAGAUGUGCAUGUUAAAGAGAUAAAGUGAUCGAGACAAGGACUGACUGGGUAUAGAAGGAAGACAGACUCCUGUCUUCACUCCUAAAUGCAGUUCUUUGGAAUCACCCUACUGUGGUGGGCGUAGUAGGGAGCCAUCAGCUAGGAAGAAACGUGGGAGAUGUGAAUUCCAAGAGUUGCCUGGACAGGGCAAGUCAUGUUAGCGUGGGUCACACUUCCAAGAUAUUUAAAGCAAAUACAAAACAGAACAGAGGAUUCAAACCGCAAGUAUGGGAGAUUUAGGCCCUGCAGAGGCAGACCAUUCCUUAGUAUCUCACAAAGCAGAGUAAUACUGGAGGCAGAGUAGGGGGUGGUUGGAGAGCAGUUAGUACAAAGAGGCAGAACAGUGUCUGGUUUACUUGGCAUACACAGAAUCUGCACUGCCGGUUCCAGAACUGCAAAGUUGGUGAACUACAGGAGAUGUGGGUAUUUAGACUCCAAAGUUUAUACUGAGCUCAGUGCCUGGGACCGCUCCAGCUGCACUGCAGCCAGGGGGGAUACCAGCUUCAUUCCUCAGAGUAAACCAACCUUGGGAGCUGUGUGCCAGUUCCAGUGUAAGCAGUAAUACCAUGUUGUAAGAGGGAACAUUAAAGCCCAUUUUAUGACAUAUA
Homo sapiens (human) is the source of this 4071-nucleotide messenger RNA. It is a transcript of the gene R3HCC1L, whose product is annotated as R3H domain and coiled-coil containing 1 like. The record is from RefSeq and is a predicted model, not a curated record. The transcript has 11 exons. The coding region runs from base 996 to 3332 and encodes 778 amino acids. Lineage: Eukaryota; Metazoa; Chordata; Mammalia; Primates; Hominidae.